AUGAAGGCAGAGCUGGGCGGAAUAGCAGGACGAGAACCGGACUUUAAUGGAGUAGAUCUGGAAUUCCAGAUCCAGAGGCAUCAAGAAGUCCGCCAAACAGGCCAUGGAAGAAAGGCAGGUGGAAAUGGCGGCGGAGUUCGCUUGCCUACAGGAGCCGUUCAUCUGGAGGAAGAGGAGGAGCGCAGACAGAGGGAGGAGAAGAAGAUCAAGGCGGAGGAAAAAUGGAGAGCAGCGGCGAACGGAAACGCGAGGAGGAGCAGAAACAGAGGGACAUUGAGGAGACGCGGAGAAGGGUACUGGAGUCGGUCAUUGGGGCGCAUGGGGGUGUCGAUGUCGUCCAGCAACUUGAAGGUCCGGAGAAAUCUUGCAGCUCCUGUGUGGAGCAUAAGAGGGACUGUACCUGGACUCAGGCGUCUAGGUCCAACAGGAUCCGAAUUGCGAUGUGUGCCGUCAGCUGAAGGCGCAGUGCUCCAGCGGCGUUCCGCCGUUAGUAUCGACAAGGGAAGAAGCGGGAGCGAGCGGAGGGGACCCCGUCUCCCCGGCAAAGGGGAAGAAGUCAGCAGAGCCUGGCAAGAUGGACGACGACGUGGAGGUGAUUUCCAAUCCCCAGACCGUGAUCGCGGAGGAGGGCAGAUGGACGGAGUACACGACCAGGCCUGGGUGGCCACUGCCAACAACAUAGUGGUGGCAUUGGCACGGACCAAUGGACUUCUGGAGCAGAGUAUCGCUGUGGGGAGGGGAGCAGAGUGGCCAUGGAUAGUCGGAGGUGUUCGGAGAUAUGGAAGUCUGGAGGUCAGGGACCGAACCCCUGAGGUCCUAGACAAAUUCCCAGAUGUUGGGGAAAUGGUAGACAGAUGUUGCCGUGGAACCAAGGCAUGUGGAACAAAGUCCACAGCACGAGAAUUGAAGGAGUUGAUGAGCCGCGGUGAGGAUAGUGGAGGAGAGAAAGGCCGCAGAGGCAGCAGAGCAGGCCAAGAGGGCGGAGGAGGCAAGAAUUGCUGUGGCGGUGGAGAGGGCAAGGUUAGCGAGGAAGCACGCAAGGUGGCGGAGGUGCGGAGAUUGGGGGUCUCGGAGCUCCUCCAGGUGGUCAUGUGCCAGCAGUGUGAGGCCACCAGCCAGGCAUGUACAUGGGCGCUGGUGCAGGAGGCCAGGCGAAAUCCAAAAGGCAGGGCCAAGGCAAAGGCCUGUGACCAGUGCGCGGGCCUAAAGGCCUCUUGUAAAGUCGACGGGGAUGAUUCGCAACCGGCCGUACUGGCGAAGAGUUGGAAAAGGACAUGGGAAGGGCAGCGGAGUCCAGUGAAAGGAUGGAGGAAGAUGUGGGAGUGGGUCAAGGCCGCUAACAACAUGGUCCUGGUGCAGGCGGAGACGAACACGAAGCUGGGGGCCCUUGCGACAGCCAUCACCCAUCUCGCCAACAGCUGGAACUACAACGGUGGAGCAGAAGGAGGAGAGGAACAGAAUCGCACUGGAGAGGGGCUUUUUGGGUCGGGGAAAGAAACGGAGGUUCUUGGGAAAAGGGGAGAGAUUGGGAGGGCGGAGGUGACCGAGCUUACUACCAGCUCUUCUGGCAGUGACACAGAGAAGCCGGAUGAAGAAUCGGAGAGUGAAGCAGAGAAGGGGCUGGAUGGAGAAGAGACAGGGGCUCAGCUGGAGCGGGAACAGAGCCGGAGGAAGAGAGGUACCGGUGGAGAAAAAUGGAAGUCUGGUUCUGCCGGUGAACGCAAGGUUCGGAACUCCAUUCCAGAGUCCUUGGUAGGACGGAGUAACUGGUAUCGGAGGGAGUUUCAGUACAGACAGCAAGCGGAGGUAGGAGGAAAAUACCUCCAACUGGUUUUCCUGGAGUGGGUUACUCCUGGAAGCGGUGAAGGUGACAUUGAGAUGUUGAACAUGGGGAGGGCAGGGUCCCAGGAUGAGUCUGGGGACGUUCAAUGUCCAAUAAUACAGCUGUUCCUAGGAGGUGUUCCAACCCUGUCCAUAGUAACAGAGGACGAUCCAGAGUAG
Suillus paluster is the source of this 2001-nucleotide messenger RNA. RefSeq lists its product as uncharacterized. The record is from RefSeq and is a predicted model, not a curated record. NCBI's taxonomy places the organism in Eukaryota, Fungi, Basidiomycota, Agaricomycetes, Boletales, Suillaceae. Bases 1 to 2001 code for a protein of 666 amino acids. The transcript has 14 exons.